Messenger RNA from Nezara viridula (southern green stink bug), 1772 nucleotides. NCBI's taxonomy places the organism in Eukaryota, Metazoa, Arthropoda, Insecta, Hemiptera, Pentatomidae. The record is from the annotation of a GenBank genome assembly.
CAGCAGGAUGCCCGCCUCCGAGAUUUCGUCGUUCGCGGCCAGUGGUCCAGCAGAUACCUCCGUGAGGUUCCUGACCAGGGUACAGCAGAUCGUACUCGAGCACGCCGAGCAGGCGGAAAGGCGGGACAGUAAGGUUUCAAGAUGGGUUGAUCCGGAAAGGCUCCAGAAGAUCCUGGACUUGCAGUUCAACGAUCAGCCAGCCUCCAUGGAACAGUUAAUGGAUUGCAUCUCAGACACUCUGCGCUACAGCGUCAACAUAGCUCACCCUUACUUCCUCAACCAGCUCUAUUCCACCGUGGACCGAGUUGGUUUGGCGGGCCAAUGGGUGACGGACACACUCAACGCCAGCGUCUACACCUACGAAGUGGCGCCCGUUUUCACCCUCAUGGAGGAGAUGGUAUUGGCCAAGAUGCGACAGAUCGUAGGAUGGUCGUCUGGUGACGGCAUAUUUUCGCCCGGAGGUUCCAUCGCUAACGGAUACGCCAUCAACCUUGCCAGGUUCCACAAGUUUCCUCAGGUCAAGUCGAAAGGACUAUACGGCCUACCCAGACUGGUCAUGUUCACUUCGGAGGAAGCUCAUUACUCCAUCGUCAAGAUGGCAGGUUUGGAAGGGAUCGGGAUCGACAACGUUUAUCAAGUGCGCACUGACUCGACCGGAAGGAUGGACGUCGGCCAUUUGAAGCAGGAGAUCCAGAGGGCCAAGAGCGAAGGUGGCGUACCCUUCAUGGUCUCUGCCACCGCCGGUACCACGGUGCUCGGAGCCUUCGACCCUCUGGAGGACAUUGCGGACAUCUGCAACGAGGAGAAGCUCUGGUUCCACGUGGACGCCGCUUGGGGUGGAGGAGCGCUGAUGUCGACAAGGAGGAGACAUCUGCUAUCCGGCAUUGAUAGAGCAGACAGCGUGACUUGGAACCCCCAUAAGAUGCUGGCAGCUCCUCAACAGUGCAGCACCUUCCUGACGAAGCACCCGAAGAUCCUUCAAGAAUGCCACUCUGCUAGUGCUUCAUACCUCUUCCAGAAAGACAAGUUCUACGACACGUCGUACGACAUCGGCGACAAGCACUUGCAAUGCGGCAGGAGGGUGGACGUCUUCAAGUUCUGGUUAAUGUGGAAAUCGAAGGGAACUGCAGGAUUGGAAGAGCACGUAGACAGACUGUUCGAUAUGGCAGAAUAUUUCACGGACAAGAUCAGGCAAAGACCAGGAUUCAGACUCGUCAUCGAGAAACCUCAAUGCACCAACAUCAGCUUCUGGUAUGUACCGCCAUCUCUGAGGGAUCUUGAAGGACAGCCGGACUUCAAAGAGAAGCUGAACAAGGUGGCACCACUGAUGAAGGAACGGAUGAUGCGCGAAGGAACCAUGAUGAUAACCUACCAGCCCCUGAAGGACCACCCUAACUUCUUCAGACUGGUCUUGCAGAACUCCAGUCUGACCAGGGAGGACAUGGACCACAUCGUGCAAGAGAUUGAGAGGUUAGGAAGAGGCCUGUGAUUCGCGCAGGCGUGGACUGCAUUAAAAUUAUCAAUAUUCUUAAUUUAUUUUGUAUAUUAUGAGGUCUAUAAAGGUGCUCUGAAUCCUAGCUCCCUAAGGAUAUUCUUGGGAAGUCUGAUACUUUCGUGAUUAUUGUCUAUUAUCACUAUGUAUUCAAUGUAUUAUAUUAUCUAUAAUGUAUAUUUUGUUUUCGUGUGUGUAUAUAUAUAAAACGGCUGUCUACUUGUACAGGAACAAAUAAAAGUUAUUCUGUACCUACUUUGAUUUUUAUAAUUUAUCCUCU